AUGGCAAGUUCUAGAAUUGGAAACGCCAGUCCUUCAGAAUUCCGCCUUGUUUUAACGAAACUUACUGAAGUUCAAAAGAAAUUGGACACAACAGAUCAAUCGUCAGUCAUAGCGCAGCUGAGACAAGUGAACGAUUCACUUCAAAUCGUUGAGGGAAACCAGACCGAUAUUUCUGAUGCCAUCCUUAACAAGCUGCAGAGUAUCGAGACGCGGAUCGAGACCGGUUUCAAAGCCUUGGAGGAGAAGAUUGCAGCUUUAGAAAGAAAAGUUGUGGACGGUCCUGCAAUCUCAGAGGGAAGCGCUUUCGGAAUGCUAACGCCACCAAGUUCUUCAAAGAAAAGAAAAAUCGCCCGCCAUCCAGAUCUCUCGGUG
Molecule: messenger RNA, 372 nt
Organism: Pocillopora meandrina
Lineage: Eukaryota; Metazoa; Cnidaria; Anthozoa; Scleractinia; Pocilloporidae
Source: the annotation of a GenBank genome assembly